GAGCCUGGCGGUUGGCACAUCUCCGUCUGCCUCACGCAGCAACGGGACGAGCAGCGCUCCAGCAACUCGGCACGGCAGCCGGCCGACCGACCGACCAACCAACCAACCGACUCGGCAGCCGCAAGCCCGCAGAUCCCGUCCCCCUUCCCUCCACGGCUCGGUUCCCUGCUUCCGGAUGCGGCUGGGGCCGCCGCCGCCGGAUCCACCGAUCUAGUUGGUGCUGCUGCCGCUGUUUGGUUGUGGCGAGGAGAGGAAGAUGAGGUUCUGGAGGGACGGCGGCGGGAGCGGGGCCGGUAGUGGGCGGGACCUCAACGGCGGGCCGCCCUGCGGCCAGGUGCGCGUCCUCGUCGUCGGCGACUCAGGUGUGGGGAAAUCUUCUUUGGUACAUCUCUUGUUAAAAGGUUCUGCAGUUGCUCGACCAGCCCAAACAAUAGGAUGCAGCGUGGGUGCUAAACAUAUCACUUACAGUAGUCCAGGGAGUUCGUCUAAUAGCAUCAAGGGUGAUGCUGAAAGGAACUUCUUUGUUGAGCUUUGGGAUGUUUCAGGACAUGAGCGUUACAAAGAGUGUCGUUCACUCUUUUAUUCACAAAUUAAUGGUGUCAUAUUUGUUUAUGACCUCUCUCAGAGGAAGACAAAGACAAAUUUGAACAAGUGGGCAGUGGAGGUUGCUGAAUCUGGGACCUUUUCAGCUCCUCUUGGGUCUGGUGGUCCAGGUGGCCUUCCGGUUCCUUACCUAGUGAUUGCUAACAAAGUGGAUAUUGCUCCAAGAGAUGGUAAAAGAGUUAGCAGUGGAAAUCUUGUUGAUGUCGCUCGUCAAUGGGUAGAAAAGCAAGGCCUACUUCCAUCCAGCGAAGAACUUCCACUUGUAGAGAGCUUCCCUGGCAAUUCUGGUCUGCUCACGGCUGCCAAAGAGGCAAGAUAUGACAAAGAAGCUUUGAUCAAGUUCUUCCGCAUGUUGAUAAGGAGAAGAUAUUUUUCAAAUGAGCUUCCUGCUCCUAGCCCAUGGUCACUCACUCCCAGAGAGGAUACCAUUCUUCCUGUUGAAACUGUGAAUGAUGAGGACCUGCUCCAAAGAAAAAGCUAUAGCAGCCAGAGCUACAAAUACAAUGGAGUUGCUCCACUGCCUGCGCAGCGGAACCUAACUCCACCCCCCACACUCUACCCACAGCAGCCAAUGUCUUCCUCGUCAGAGAACUACAGAUACCACAGAUUCUCCUCUUCGUCAAUACCUGAUGCAGGCAGUGGUCGAACAAGCCGAGCAUACAUCAAUAUAUGAUCCAUGAGUAGCCAUUACAACCUCGAAUGUGGAAAACGCAUGCUGCCUGGCCUUCUGAAUCCCAGAAUUGUGGCCUUUUGAGUUAUUCACCUGUUUUGUUGGUAAGAUGUGCAUGUUGUCAGGGUGUCUCUUUUUCUAUUGUUGCAAUCUUUGUGGGAUCACUAGUGAUCAAUUCUUUUAUUUCUUCCCUGUAUAUGUUUUGAAUUUUGUUAUUGUAUGCAAGGCAACACGCAUGUUAUAUGAAUUCAAUAGGAUCACUUAACGGUAACACACGACAUGGUGUACUGUUAACUAUUGAUAUUCUAUGUAAUGCAAUUUUGAAUCAA
Phragmites australis (common reed) is the source of this 1602-nucleotide messenger RNA. RefSeq names its product small GTPase LIP1-like. The transcript has 7 exons. NCBI's taxonomy places the organism in Eukaryota, Viridiplantae, Streptophyta, Magnoliopsida, Poales, Poaceae. Gene Ontology annotation, molecular function: GTP binding; GTPase activity. Gene Ontology annotation, cellular component: endomembrane system. Gene Ontology annotation, biological process: intracellular protein transport. The record is from RefSeq and is a predicted model, not a curated record. The coding region runs from base 257 to 1276 and encodes 339 amino acids.